AUGGACCAGAGCAACUUUCACAAUGAGACGAAACCCGAGACGCUCGUUUUAAUCAACAAUGUACUGGACUUCAUCCGCGGGAAUCUGGCCAAUAUCGAAAAGGUAUGGGGACGCGACUCUACGCAGUUCAAAAGCGCUUCGACUAUCAUGGAACAAUACCUUGACGAUAACUUGAGAAAAAUCAAUGUCAAGCGAUCGGACAUCGAUGAUCUGAUGCAAAAGCUUUCGAUCGAUGAUACACUCGAAAGACGAAACCCCACUGCCUGA
This is a messenger RNA of Cyphellophora europaea CBS 101466, 267 nucleotides long. RefSeq lists its product as uncharacterized. Bases 1 to 267 code for a protein of 88 amino acids. The transcript has a single exon. The record is from RefSeq and is a predicted model, not a curated record. NCBI's taxonomy places the organism in Eukaryota, Fungi, Ascomycota, Eurotiomycetes, Chaetothyriales, Cyphellophoraceae.